CUGGCCGCCUCCACCGUGCGCCUCGCCAUCGCGCUCGCUAGCCGCCUCGCCGCCCGGACACCGUCUCGCCGCUGCCAUGAAUCCGCUUCCGUAUGCUCCAAACGCGGCUAGCCGCGCUCGGGCCGCUCGACGUUUGGCGAACAAGGCCGUCUCCGCCGCCAAGACCAGUGGCGCCUCCGUGCCAGCAAUGCCCGCUCCUCUGAUCCCGGCCACUCACCAUGGUCCUCCGAUUUCUCGGCCCCCGUUGCACGGCUUCUCUGCCCCCACUGCAAACCUACACAACUCUGCCCCCGUCGGCGGUGAGCCGAGCUCCUGGCGUGCGGGGCUGGACCUCAACACCGCCGCCUACACCCUGGAAAACUCGCCUGAUCUACUCCGGCAGCCGCGUUCCUUCUCAACCGCCGGCAACGCAGAGGGGCGCAACCUGUUCGGCCAAUUGUUCAGCCAAGCAGAUGAGGACUAUCAAGAAGAAUAUAUGGCGCAGUUGAUCAACAAUGGUGAACAACCCCUCAAAAUCACUAUUCACCUAUGGAGGAGUCAAUGCAAGCAUCCAAUGCAAAGGCAACUUGCAAGAGAGGGGCCGCGUACACUAUCAAAGAAGAUGAAUUACUAUGCAUUGCUUGGUUGGAAGUGUCUCAAGAUCCAAUUCGGGGGGCUGAGCAAAGGGGUUCUGCUUAUUGGAAGAGAAUCCAUGAGUACUUCCAUGAGUGGAAGAACUAUCCCCCACACUGUUUCACAAGCGAUCAUAAUGAGAGCUCACUUGCUCAUAGGUGGUCCACCAUCCAAGAUGCCACCAAUAAAUUUUGUGGGGCUUUUGAGCAAGUUAACAACAGAAAAGUCAGUGGCAUCGGUAUUAAGGACCAUAUGGGUAUGGCAAUGUCGUUGUACAAUAGCAAUGAGGGAAAGCCAUUUGGGUUUGUGCAUUGUUGGACCAAGCUCAACAAGGCCCCAAAAUGGGAAGCUAUUGUUUCAUCACUAAAGGAAGGCCAUGGCUCAUCGAAGAAGCAAAAGAGCAAUGAAGGGUCAAGCUGCCAAUCAAGCUCCCUAAAUGAAGAUGGUGAAGCUGGAGAAGGGUUAGCUUCUGGGGGCCGUGUGCAAAGGCCAAAGGGCAGGAAGUGGGAGAAAGCAAAGGAGAAGAGAGCAAAGAGCACAAAAGAUGCAUGGGCUGAGAUCAUGGCCAAUAAACAGCUCGCAUGUGGCAAAAGGGUAGAAGAAAAGGAAGCAAAGAAGGAGGAAAGACACCAAGCUUUCAUGGAGAUACAAAGGCAGAAGGUAGCACUUGAGCAGAAGAAGGUAGACACCGAUGCCGAAAAUGCAGCCACUGCCAGGUUGAGUGAGGACUCAAAGAUCAUGUUUGCUGACACAAGUUUAAUGGAUGAGAAUCAAUGACAAUGGGUUAAUCUCAUGAGGGGCGACAUCUUGGCGCGGCACGCCAAAACGAGUUGACAUCUUCUCUUGAAAGUGUGUCAAGACUUGGAUGUAUCAAGACUUGGAUUAUUUGAUGUUCAGACCCUCGAUCUUUUCUUUAUGGAGUGCGUGCUGGGUAGCAUGAUCGUCGUCAACGCGGUGGAUCAAUGAGGCCCUGUGUGUGCUUUGUUAUAUCAAAUUGUGUGAUCCUGUGCUGGAAGCUAGAUCAUGUGCAUCUUGUUUGUGGAGCAUAAAUUGCAAAGUACAAAUUUCUUGAGAAAUUGAAUGGUGUAUGUUCUAUUUUCAGUUUUUUUUCACUUUCAUUGCUUGCUGUGAUUUUGGAUUGAUGAUGGUGAAUUCUGUGUGUUUGUCAACAUACAGAAUAGAUUUUGUUUUGUUUGUGCAGACUAGAAAACCUUGGAUGUUUACUGUUGCUUCAUCUUGUAUUGAUGCCUGUUAUAUAAAUGGAUUUUCUUAAUUGUA
Molecule: messenger RNA, 1890 nt
Organism: Brachypodium distachyon (stiff brome)
Lineage: Eukaryota; Viridiplantae; Streptophyta; Magnoliopsida; Poales; Poaceae
Product: glutathione S-transferase T3
Exons: 4
Coding region: 529-1389 (286 amino acids)
Source: RefSeq, a predicted model, not a curated record